GCCUGGACCAGAAGGCUCUGCUGCCACUCCAGAAGACGCACACACACAAUACACACUGCACACACACACUGCACGCUGCUGGGGACGCCGUAGCUCCUCUCUCACACACACAACACACACACACAACACAGAGACACAGGGAUUAGCUGCCUCUGAUGCUGAUGCUGUUGUUGCUGCUGCUUUCUCCUCCUCCUCCUCCUCCUCCUCCUCUUCUUCUUCUUCCUCUUCUUGCAGCCUCCCUCCUUCCCUGGCGUUUGGACUUGGGCUCCUGGCUCGCCUUGGCUCGGACAGACCUCCACAGAAAACCUGAGGACCGCAUUACUGACUUUUUUUAAAACAAAAACAAAAAUCGUAUUAAUUAUCUUCAUGGAUACAAGCAAAGAGACAAUGGUACUCCAGCCAUCUGUUUAAGCUUCUUGAAGAAAAAAGUCUGCAGUGGAAGCAUCAUGAAAAGGCAGCUGAGAAUCAAAGAUCACAAAGUGACAUCUGUAAACAUCUAAUAAAUGAAAAUGGAAAACUAACUACAAGAGGUCUUUCAUGGUGAUCUUUCGGUAACAAAAGUACAGAUAUUCAAAUGACUUUGGGAUAUUUUUUGGAUCAAUGAUGAAAGGAUUAUCGGGCAGUCGCAGUCACCAUCAUGGGAUUGCCUGUGAACCACCAUGUGACUCUUUGAUCCAUCACUCAGAGAGGAAGCCAUAUUUGUUAAAUCCUAUGGAACAUCAUCCUGCAGAUCACUCUUACUACACUCAGAGGAACUCUUUUCAAGGCGAGUGCAUGGUACCCUACAAUGAUCAGAUUGCUAGCAGUACAUUCCCUCGGAGACAUUACAAUUCCCAUAAUGAGCUUAAGGAUGAGUGUGCUUUGGUGCCACAUGGAACAGCUGGUAAAGGUAACCGUAUCCCUGCCAAUCUUUUGGACCAGUUUGAAAGACAGCUUCCUCUUAACCGAGAUGGCUAUCAUACAUUACAAUAUAAAAGAACUGCUGUAGAACACCGUAGUGAUAGUCCUGGGAGGAUCCGCCACUUGGUUCACUCUGUUCAAAAACUUUUCACAAAGUCUCAUUCCCUUGAAGGCCCAUCAAAGGGCAGCAUCAAUGGAGGCAAAGCAAGCCCAGAGGAGACACAAACUAUGAGAUAUGGGAAGCGUAGCAAGAGCAAAGACAGGAGGUCAGAAGGAAAAUCCAGAUCAAAUGCAUCUGGAUGGUGGAGUUCAGAUGACAACUUGGAUAAUGAUGUUUGCAUUUACCAUGGACCAAGUGGGGUUAUGACUAUGGGAAGAUGCCCUGACCGUUCCACUUCUCAGUACUUUAUGGAAGCCUAUAACACUCUCGGUGAACAUACUGUAAAGCCUUCCAGAAGCAAUAAUGAUGUCAAAUGUUCCACCUGUGCAAACCUGCCUGUAAAUUUGGAUGCUCCAUUAAUGAAAAAAAGCUCUUGGUCCUCCACGCUGACAGUGAGCAGAGCUCGUGAGGUUUACCAAAAAGCUUCCAUGAACAUGGACCAGACAGUGGUGAAAUCAGAAACCUGUCAACAAGAACGGUCUUGCCAGUAUCUUCAGGUUCCUCAAGAUGAAUGGUCUGGGUACACUCCAUGUGGCAAAGAUGAUGAGAUCCCAUGCCGACGAAUGCGUAGUGGUAGUUAUAUCAAAGCCAUGGGGGAUGACGAUAGUGGGGAUUCUGAUACCAGCCCAAAGCUGUCUCCAAAGAUUGCUGCACGAAGGGAAAGCUAUCUCAAGGCCACCCAGCCAUCACUUACAGAACUCACCACCCUCAAGAUAUCCAGUGAACAUUCUCCAAAGCUUCAGAUUCGGAGCCACAGUUACUUGAGGGCAGUGAGUGAAGUUUCAAUUAAUAGGAGUUUGGAUAGCCUGGAUCCAGCAGGUCUCCUUACUUCUCCCAAAUUCCGCUCCCGCAAUGAAAGCUACAUGAGGGCCAUGAGCACUAUUAGUCAGGUGAGCGAAAUGGAGGUGAAUGGUCAGUUUGAAUCAGUUUGUGAAUCUGUAUUCAGUGAACUGGAAUCUCAGGCAGUUGAGGCCCUGGAUCUGCCAAUGCCAGGCUGCUUCCGCAUGCGGAGCCACAGCUAUGUGAGAGCAAUCGAAAAGGGCUGUUCCCAAGAUGAUGAAUGUCUAUCACUGAGGUCUUCGUCUCCCCCACGCACAACCACCACUGUGAGGACCAUCCAAAGCAGCACUGUUUCCUCUUGCAUCACUACAUAUAAGAAGACACCACCUCCUGUCCCACCAAGAACUACCACCAAACCUUUUAUCUCUAUCACAGCCCAGAGCAGCACAGAAUCUGCUCAAGAUGCCUACAUGGAUGGACAUGGACAAAGGGGAGAUAUCAUCAGCCAGUCAGGACUUAGCAACUCCACAGAAAGCUUGGACAGUAUGAAAGCUUUGACAGCUGCUAUCGAGGCAGCCAAUGCACAGAUCCAUGGCCCUGCCAGCCAGCAUAUGGGCAACAACACCACUACUGUUACUACCACUACUACUGUUGCCACUGUUUCUGCAGAUGACAGAAAGAGAGAUCACUUCAAGAAAAAUAGAUGUCUGUCCAUUGGAAUACAGGUUGAUGGAGAAGAAUCUUCUAGCUCAAGUGAAAGCAGAGCAACCAGUAAAUUCCAAUCCAUAGGUGUUCAAGUAGAGGAGGAGAAGUGUUUCCGCAGGUUUACCCGGUCAAACAGUGUUACAACAGCAGUUCAAGCAGACAUGGAUUUCCAUGAGAACUUUGAAAUGUCCAUGGACCCUCAAGAAGACCAUUCAUAUCCUGGCCAAAUGUCAAGACAGUAUUCUCGAGAUGCCAGCACUUCCACUGUAAGCAUACAAGGCUCAGGAAACCAUUAUCAUGCGUGCACAGUGGAUGAUGACUUUGAUACAGAUUUUGAUCCUUCCAUUUUACCUCCACCGGAUCCCUGGAUUGAUUCUAUAAUUGAAGAUCCAAUUGAGGCUGUUCAAAGAUCAGUGUGUCACAGAGAUGGACACUGGUUCUUGAAGCUUCUUCAGGCAGAGAGAGAACGCAUGGAAGGCUGGUGUCAACAAAUGGAAAGAGAAGAACAAGAAAACCACCUGCCGGAAGAGAUUCUAGGUAAAAUUCGAACUGCAGUUGGCAGCGCACAACUUCUCAUGGCUCAGAAAUUUUACCAGUUCAGAGAACUGUGUGAAGAAAAUCUGAAUCCCAAUGCACAUCCAAGACCAGCCUCCCAGGAUUUAGCAGGGUUUUGGGAUAUGCUCCAGUUGUCCAUAGAAAAUAUUAGUAUGAAAUUUGAUGAACUUCAUCAGUUAAAGGCCAAUAAUUGGAAACAGAUGGAUCCACAUGACAAGAAGGAGAGAAGGGCCCCUCCUCCAGUGCCAAAGAAGCCAUCGAAAGGUCAGGUGCCACUCAUACGGGAACGCUCUUUGGAGAGCUCACAGCGUCAGGAGGCCCGGAAACGGCUGAUGGCUGCCAAACGAGCUGCAUCUGUUCGUCAGAACUCAGCCACUGAAAGCGCGGAAAGCAUUGAGAUUUACAUCCCCGAAGCUCAGACCAGGCUAUGAAGGGAUCCGGCCAGGAGGACUCUUAAUGAUGUUUCCAUAAAUACUCUUAAACUUUUUGUAAUGACAGAUGAAGAAAUGGAUUAAACGUUUUAAUAUUGAAAAG
This is a messenger RNA of Sceloporus undulatus (fence lizard), 3634 nucleotides long. RefSeq names its product disks large-associated protein 1. Gene Ontology annotation, molecular function: molecular adaptor activity. Gene Ontology annotation, cellular component: postsynaptic specialization; glutamatergic synapse. The record is from RefSeq and is a predicted model, not a curated record. The transcript is spliced from 14 exons. Gene Ontology annotation, biological process: signaling. Lineage: Eukaryota; Metazoa; Chordata; Lepidosauria; Squamata; Phrynosomatidae. The coding region runs from base 601 to 3531 and encodes 976 amino acids.